UAAACAUCGCAUUCAAUGACUGAAUGCAUGAUAUGAUUGCAAUUGUUGUCAUAUAUUUGAACAGUUGUUGAAUGACUGGAAGUGAUGUCCAAAUUGGCUGUAAUUGCGGUGAUUGUGUGGACCACAUGUCUGGUGGGCGGAAGUGGCGAUCGUAUGACUGGAGGCGUGAAACAGGUCAGCGUUGACAGCGAUAACGUCAAGAACUUGGCCGACUUGGCUCUGGAUCGGUAUAACAAGGGAUCAAAUGCCAUCAAUUAUAAGCAGUUGAUUGCCAUCAAAGAGGCCAAACAUCAGGUGGUGGCCGGCAGUAAGUGGUUCAUCACAUUCACCAUCGGCGAGAUCCAGUGCCCCAAGAAUGGCGUCAACCCAGUCGCCGAUGUCCACCACUGCCCCCACCAAACCACCACUAGGAGUCGAGACGUGUUCAGUGACUAUAUGGCAGAGGGUUUGGCUGAACAGUACUGAAAUACUAUCACUUGAAUGCCAUUAAGUCUUGCAAUGUAUGCAAUGAAUCAUCAAAUUGUUGCCACAAAUCACACAAUUUGAUGAACCAAACCACUGGAUAUAGGAUUGCAUUCUUAUGGGAUGUUUAUGUCAUAUAUUGUCUCAAUUUAAUGAUUUAUUUGUAAAUUAAAUGCUUUUAUUUUGACUCAAAAAUAAUUUCUAACAGACAUUGGACUCGAUUGUAGAGUC
This is a messenger RNA of Oppiella nova, 693 nucleotides long. The record is from the annotation of a GenBank genome assembly. Lineage: Eukaryota; Metazoa; Arthropoda; Arachnida; Sarcoptiformes; Oppiidae.